AUGGGUGGGCCGAUCUUUUCCAUCAAUGAUCUCGACAGCAUUGCGACGCCGUGCGACGUGUUCUUUUUCAGAACCAAGAAGGGCUCGGCCCUCAACGGCGUCAGCCCAAUGUUUAACAUUGACGGACUCCAUCAGCAUGGAAUCGACUAUUUCAGGAUCGAGGCAUUCGUAGAUUGCGUUCUCCACACCAUCGAUCUCGGUGUGGUCCAAAAGUUCAACGGGUUGGUGAUCGUCAGUGCAUUGUUGAGGGACGUUUUUGAUAGCAGGGCUGAGAAUCUCCAUUCUCGCGUGCACACUGGGUUGAAGGUGAUCCGCAAGAGGUUGAAGGAUUACUACAAGCAGAAACGAACAGCUGACCCACAUAGGCCGCUAACAACCAUAAAGAAACUGACGGUGGGCAUGUUGGGCAGAUUUCGCAACCCGACCCUCAAGCUCAAGGGCGGCGAGGGCCGCGACCUCAUAGAUUUUUGCACGGGCCUGGCGAAUGAGUUUCCCGCGAAGUUGGGCGAGCGCGGUCGCCUGCUGGCGGCCGCAGGUGCAUCUUUGAAGGCUUUCUUGGACAUCCUGCGGCAAGAGCAGCGGGAUCUUGCGCCCGAGGCGCUGCAGGUUCGCAACCAGUUGAUGACCCACGCCAUUCGGUUCAACACGUGCUACAAGCUAGCUGGGGGCAAGAUGGUGUAUAAACACCAUGGGAUGGUGCACAUGGUUCACGCGAUGUCGUUGCAUGGAAAUGCAGCGUAUUAUAGCACUCACGAAGACGAGAGCGAAAACGGGGAAGUAGCGCAGAUUGCACAAGCUGCCCACAUGGCGAAGAUGGCGUUUACUGUGCUACAGAGGUGCGUCGUCGUAGAAACUCAUUUGCGGUAG
Molecule: messenger RNA, 867 nt
Organism: Prorocentrum cordatum
Lineage: Eukaryota; Dinophyceae; Prorocentrales; Prorocentraceae
Source: the annotation of a GenBank genome assembly